Messenger RNA from Ochotona princeps (American pika), 2906 nucleotides. RefSeq names its product angiopoietin 4 (gene ANGPT4). Gene Ontology annotation, molecular function: receptor tyrosine kinase binding. Bases 427 to 1923 code for a protein of 498 amino acids. The record is from RefSeq and is a predicted model, not a curated record. Gene Ontology annotation, biological process: signal transduction. The transcript is spliced from 9 exons. NCBI's taxonomy places the organism in Eukaryota, Metazoa, Chordata, Mammalia, Lagomorpha, Ochotonidae.
GUCUGCGGGUGUUCCAGCCCGCCGUGCCCAGGGGGCUGCUUUUCUUCCCGCCCCUCCUGCAGGCUGUCCAAGCCCCCACUGGAGAAUAAAAGGACUCAGCGGACUGGAGAGGACUGGAGUCAGGCCGGUACGGACAGAAAAAUACAGGAAGGAGAAGGGGGAAAGAAGAGAGGUGCAGGGCUCUGGGGGCCAGGAGGCCGUGGCAAGAAGCAGACCAGCUGGGACACUUGGAGCAGUAUAAAUAGCCAUCCGCCCGCCUGCCCUGACCUACCGAGCUUGGCCAUCCGGAGUUUGCAGCUGCAGCAGCCUGGCCACCGCUGGCCACAGUUGGCUGUCCUGAGCCCAAGCCCGAGUGGCAGACUGGCAGGCAGGCAGGCAUAGCCCCUGGGGACUCUGAGCGGACACAACUUGCCAUCCCCGGGACUGAUGCUCUGUUACGCUGCCAUGCUGCAGGGUGGCCUCCUCCUCCUCCUGGUGGCCACCACGACUGCAGCCCAACAGAGGCGGCAGGAGGCCAAUGGUCGCUGGUCCCAUCGCAUCCAGCAUGGUCAGUGCAGCUACACCUUUGUGCUGCCUGAGCCUCGGCCCUGUCUGCAGGAGCCAGAGACCUUUGGGGGCUCCAACAUCCUCCAGAGGGACUCAGCUGCUAGUGCACUGCACUUGGGGGACUGGCGGGCUCAGCGGGUGCAACGGCUGGAGAGGGCAUUGGAAAACAACACGCGGUGGCUGCGGAAGCUGGAGAGGUACAUCCAGAUGAACGUGAGAUCGGAGCUGGUGCAGGCCCAGAAGCAGCUGGUCCAGAACCAGACGGCCACCAUGCUGGAGCUGGGCACCAACCUCCUGAACCAGACCACCGCUAAGACCCGCAAGCUCACUGACGUCGAGGCUCAGGUGCUAAACCAGACGUCGCGCAUGGAGAGCCAGCUGCUGGAGACCUCGCUGUCCACCAACAAGCUGGAGAAGCAACUGCUGCUGCAGAGUCGUGAGCUCCACCAGCUGCAGGGCCACAACAGCGUGCUGGAGACUCGGUUGCAGGCCCUGGAGGCCCAGCAGCAGGCAGAGCUGGCCAGUCUCCGAGGUGAAAAGGAGAAGCUGCAGCGCCUGCUGGGCCGCCAGAACGGCACCCUCAUCGGCAUCCAGCGCAGCUUGCUCGCGGCCAGCAGCAACUCCAGUCUCCUGCAGAGCCAGCAGCGCCAACUCUUGGAGUUUCUGCAGCGGCUGGUGCAUUUCCUGGCUCAGGGCCCUGCAUCCGUGAGGGCAGCUGAGCAAAAGUUCCAGGACUGUGCAGAGAUCCAGCGUGGCGGGGCCAAUACCAGCGGCAUCUACACCAUCUACGUGGCCAAUGUCACAGAGCCCAGGAAGGUGUUCUGUGACAUGGAGACCGAUGGAGGCGGCUGGACCCUUAUCCAGCACCGAGAAGAUGGCACUGAGAACUUCCAGCGGAAUUGGAAGGAUUACAAACAGGGCUUCGGUGACCCCGCUGGGGAACACUGGCUGGGCAAUGAGGUUGUGCACCAGCUCACCAGCAGGACAGCCUAUUCAUUGCGUGUGGAGCUGCAGGACUGGGACGGCCAGCUGGUCUACGCCCAGUAUGAACGUUUCCAGUUGGGCAGCGAGGGGCAGCUGUACAGGCUUUCUGUGAGUGGCUACAAUGGUUCUGCUGGGCGCCAGAGCAGCCUGCCCCUACAAGGUGCCAACUUCAGCACCCGUGAUGCAGACAAUGACAACUGCCACUGCAAGUGUGCCCAGAUGCUGUCAGGAGGCUGGUGGUAUGAUGCCUGCGGCCUCUCCAACCUCAACGGCAUCUACUACCCAGUACGACACCACCUGCGCAAGAUCAACGGCAUCCGCUGGCAAUAUUUCCGGGGUUCCAGCUACUCACUGCGUGCCACUCGAAUGAUGCUGAGGCCCGUGGGCGUCUGAGGGGCAGUCAUGCCCCAAGGCUGGGCCACCCAGGAGAGCCCAGACUGCCUGUUCCCCGAGCCAGCCUAGACCCACACAUCAGACACAACACCGUGGUCUUGUCUGUGACCCUCUAGUCACCUGAGCCAUUCCUCCUUGACACAGAAGUUCAGAGACGUCCUCUGCCUCUUGGCUCCCCUGCCUGUGAAAUGGUGGAUGUUUUGGUGGGGAGUCCUGGCCUCUGCAGUUCCCUGUGCCGCCCUUCCGUCCUGCCUCCUGUGGGAGGCUGCUGCCUUGAGGGUGCUGUCAGGGUUGCCAGCAGCAGAUAAGAUGUGGCAGCAAAGUGGCCAGAUCCUGGCCCUGGUAUUGGCAAGAAGAUUGCCUCUGCUCUGAGCUUCCACUGCAAGCUUUCCCAGCCAUGCCACAUCCUCAAACGUUUCCUCCAAGCCCUAAAGGGGCUGCAUCCAUCCCUGAGGGUAAUUGUGUCCUUUCCACAUUGGAUGGGGUCCAGGCUGCAGGGUUUGGGACUCACACUUACUCACCCCAGGACAUUGGGAGAUCCCAGAGGAAUUCCGCCCCUUCCAGCCUGUCCUGGAGUGCAUUCCCCUGGGAAUCAUGGCAGCUCCUCUUGAGCUCUCUCCUCUUGAGCUCUCUCUAUGAGCAAGUGAGGAAGGGAAAUAGCAGGUGAAUGUGAACGCCAUGCCUAGCUGCAAGACUUGUCAGGGCCUUUCAUGUGAACCCGUGCCUUAUGACUGCUGUCCACUAGGGGCCUAGAGCGGGCAGCUUUCUCCCCAUGUCUUACUUCAAAGUGGACCCCAUUUGUUCCAGAGGUUCUCCUGGGGCUGUGGAUGCCCUUGGAAAAGUUAGUCUUUACCAGUCGGUCAGAAGGAAGAGCCCAGGGCCCUAUCCCCACACCUCUCCCUUUUGGUGACCACAGCACAGUGACAGGUUCAAAAAGCCCCUAAGAAUGACUGGAAGGGAUCUUUGGGUUAGAACAGACAUCA